Molecule: messenger RNA, 1027 nt
Organism: Macadamia integrifolia
Lineage: Eukaryota; Viridiplantae; Streptophyta; Magnoliopsida; Proteales; Proteaceae
Product: biotin--protein ligase 1, chloroplastic-like
Exons: 7
Coding region: 74-967 (297 amino acids)
Biological process (GO): protein modification process
Cellular component (GO): cytoplasm
Molecular function (GO): biotin--[biotin carboxyl-carrier protein] ligase activity
Source: RefSeq, a predicted model, not a curated record
CCACCUGUCAGUCAAAGUCGUCUCAGUGGCGCAGGCGCCCGUGCGUUUGCUCAAACAAGCGGUUUGAACUCUGAUGCGAAGUUUACUCCGUCUUCUGGUUUCAAUCUCGUCAAAACCCUUUCUGCCUUUGCGGAUUAGCAAACGCUCAAUCUCAGUAUUGGACAUGGAGAACACAUCAUCUUCUCUUCUAAUUUUAUGCGGAAAAUCACCUGUGGAGAUUGAGGUUGCUCAUUCUUUGAAGAACAAUCAGAAUUUGAAGCUUCCCGAUAACACUGACCUUCUGCUUCGUCUGCAAACGGAGAUUGAUGAACCCUCUGAAGAAGAUUCGUUUCGGAUGAAAUACUACAUGAGUUCCCUUUCUACUGAUUGUUUCGGUAGACUUCUUAUUUGGUCUCCGCGGUUGACCUCGACGCAUGACGUUGUUUCUCACAAUUUUUGCGAGCUUCCUCUUGGUACUGUCUGUGUUGCUGAUGUUCAGUUCAAAGGGAGAGGUCGUUCGAAGAAUUUGUGGGAGUCUCCGAAGGGUUGUCUUAUGUUUUCAUAUACCUUACAGAUGGAAGAUGGGCGUGUGGUGCCUCUUUUACAAUAUGUGGUGACUCUUGCAAUGGCGGAGGCGAUUAAUGCCAUUUGUGACGCAAAUGGUUUGCCACAUCUUGGUGUGAGAAUAAAGUGGCCCAAUGACUUGUACUUAAAUGGCAUGAAAGUUGGAGGCGUCCUAUGCACCUCAACAUAUAAAUCAAAGAAGUUCAAUGUCAGUGUUGGAAUGGGUUUAAAUGUGGAUAAUGAGAAGCCAACCAUCUGUUUGAAUGCAGCACUUAGAGAACUAAGCUCUGAUGCUUACCAACUGAGGAAGGAGGAUAUUCUUGUGGAAUUUUUCAAGAAAUUUGAGAAUCUGUAUGGUAUCUUCUUGAAUGAAGGAUUUCAAGCUCUUGAGGAACUGUACUGUAAGACAUGGUUACAUAGGUAGGAAGCAACUCCUUUUAUUGCCUUUUUUUUUUUAAUCUGCAGACUUCAGUGCCUCUUAUUC